GAGAGAGAGAGAGAGAAUGUGUGAUUGGGAAAUAAAUAGAGAAAGAAAAGAAGUGAAGAAGGGAUACAGUUGCUUUGCUUGUUUGGGUUUAGAGGGAUGGGUUGCGUAGAGUAGAGUUAGAGAAGAGAACCCUAAAGUUUCCGAAAGCUGCUGUUGCUGCUGGUGGUGGUGUUGAGAGAUAAUAGACAUUACGGAAAGAUAGUAAGUGGAGAUUUCGGAGCUGAAACCCUAAAAGGAAUAGCGCUUCCAAACCCUUAUUUUGGAUUAUCAACGGAGCAGGUGGAAAAGAGGGAAUUCUGCAAAAUGGGGAGAGGAAAGAUUGAAAUUAAGAGGAUUGAGAACACCACAAACCGUCAGGUCACCUUCUGUAAGAGGAGGAAUGGACUUCUGAAGAAAGCAUACGAGUUAUCGGUCCUUUGUGAUGCCGAAGUAGCUCUUAUCGUCUUCUCAAGCCGCGGUCGCCUCUAUGAAUACUCUAAUAACAGCAUAAAAUCAACAAUAGAGAGGUACAAGAAGGUCUCUACAGAUAAUUCAACCAUAACCUCUGUUGCUGAGGCAAAUGCUCAAUACUAUCAACAAGAAGCUACAAAGUUGCGCCAGCAGAUACAGAUCCUGACUAAUGCAAACAGACACUUGAUGGGUGAUUCGCUCAGUUCUCUAACUGUCAAGGAGCUGAAGCAGCUAGAGAACCGACUUGAACGAGGCAUGACGCGCAUUAGAUCCAAGAAGCAUGAGCUAUUGUUCUCCGAAAUCGAAUUCAUGCAGAAAAGGGAAAUGGAACUCCAGAAUGAAAAUAUGUACCUGCGAACUAAGAUAGCUGAAAAUGAGCGUGCACAGCAAGCAAAUCUGGUGACCGGGCAAGAGUUCGAGCCAAUCCAGUCAUAUGAUUCACGGAACUACUAUCAAGUGAAUAUGUUGGAGGGAGGACCAGCCUACUCUCAUCCUGAUCAGAGUCAGACAGCUCUCAAUCUUGGGGUAAUUGAGUGACGUAACAUGUCUUCAAAUGGAUCUAUGUUGUGAUUGGAUGUGAAGCUGUCUGCUUCUAGUUAUUCAAUUAUUCACUCUGGCACUGUUGCAGAAACAUAUUAAGUGAGAAAAAAACCAUUAGUAUUUACAGAAUAAGUAUGUACCUUAGAACUCCUAACAUGGAUAAUAUCCUUUUUCAUUUAUCGUUAAGAUAUAAAUAAGAAAAAGUAAUCCAAUGCA
Messenger RNA from Macadamia integrifolia, 1206 nucleotides. Its product is annotated as agamous-like MADS-box protein AGL11. Gene Ontology annotation, molecular function: protein dimerization activity; RNA polymerase II cis-regulatory region sequence-specific DNA binding; DNA-binding transcription factor activity, RNA polymerase II-specific. Bases 304 to 987 code for a protein of 227 amino acids. Gene Ontology annotation, biological process: positive regulation of transcription by RNA polymerase II. The record is from RefSeq and is a predicted model, not a curated record. The transcript has 9 exons. NCBI's taxonomy places the organism in Eukaryota, Viridiplantae, Streptophyta, Magnoliopsida, Proteales, Proteaceae. Gene Ontology annotation, cellular component: nucleus.